Messenger RNA from Drosophila virilis, 753 nucleotides. RefSeq lists its product as uncharacterized. The record is from RefSeq and is a predicted model, not a curated record. Lineage: Eukaryota; Metazoa; Arthropoda; Insecta; Diptera; Drosophilidae.
AUGUUGCAGCUGUCGUUGAUGCUGAUAUUGAUGUUCAGCUUCUUGCAAGUCCAAAUGCAGCCCGUGGAGCAGGCGGCAGCUACGAUGCCGGAGGACAGUGAAGGCGCUCGUGCGCUGUACGAUCAACGGCAGACGGGCAAAUACAAUAUACACGUCAGCAUCAAGGAUGUGGCCAUCAUAGAAGUGGAUCAAAAUGAGCUGGCCGAUGAAUCGUAUAUUGCGGAGGACGAGGACUAUUACUAUGAUGAUAGUGCGCUGACCAUAAAACCCAUCAAGUUUACCACGGAUGCCAGCACAGCGACAACAAAAACAACAGCUGAAACUACAACAACAACAACACCAACAACUGUGGUGCCUGUGAGCACAGCAGCAAUUGGUGGCAUACCAACGCCCAGCAGCAACAUGAGCGCGUACAGCGCUCAGCUCUUGGCAGACAUUGCUGCCACACAGCGUUUGCGGCCCAAGUCAAACAAUUUAAUUAUUAUGGACACGCCCAUUGGCGGCUCAUCAACGCUGUUGCCCAAAUGGUUGCAUGCGCGCUCCAAGGAUGAGCCCAUCACAACAACAACAACAGAUGCUGGCCCCUUGCCUGCGAAUAUCGAGUAUACGCCCGCUCAAGGUCACGAUUCGCCAAUUUUCAAGGUCAAAGUGCAACGUGCCGCGCCCGCCGAGACGCCAACACGUUGUCGUGCCCAUCAGUACCGCGAUGCGCUGGGCAAGUGCCGCACCAAACGCUCCGGGUCCAUCUUGUAA